AUGGCAGACUUUAAUGUCUCAGCAUAUGCUCAUAGUUCUGUGCACAAGGCCAUAGUAUUAAAGAAUCAUGAUGAUCUUCAGGAGAUUCUUGCAAGGUUACCAAAACUUUGUAACCCCUAUAAUAUUAAAAAUGAGGCUGCAGCAAUACAUGAAGAUGAUAAGGUUACAACCAUCUCUGCUGUGGUGCAUAGGAGGGAUGUGCCAAAUGGUGACACCCCUCUUCACUUGGCUGCAAAACUUGGUGAUGUGGUAGCAACUGAAAUGCUCAUUGCUGCUGGUGCAAAUUAUAGAUUGAAGAACAAGGAAGGAUGGACUGCUCUUAGAGAAGCUAUCAUUAAUAAACAAAAUAAAGUAGCAAAGAUUAUGAUUACUUAUUCUUGGAAUGAUUAUGAUGAAAAAUGGCAUAGAAGGUUGCCUCGUUAUAUAGGGACUAUGAGAAGGAUGAGGGACUUCUACAUGGAGAUCACAUUCCAUUUUGAGAGUUCUGUGAUACCCUUCAUUUCAAGGAUUGCACCUUCUGAUACUUACAAAAUUUGGAAAAGGGGUGGGAAUAUGAGGGCCGAUAUGACUUUGGCUGGCUUUGAUGGUAUGAAAAUAAAGAGGUCUGAUCAAAGCCUUUUUUUCCUUGGUGAUGGAUUAGAAGAUCAGAAGAAAGUCCCAGGAUCACUGUGCAUGGUCUCACACAAGAAGAAGGAAGUGGUUGUUGUUUCUGCACCUCCUGAAGAUUCAAAACCGACCGAUAGAGAGGUUAGGUUGUUAUUGGAUAAAAAGUCUAGAUCUCAAGUAUGUAAGGUUGGACUUGAUCUGAGUCAGGCACUUCUUGCUCCCCAAAUGACUUGGAGGGGAAAGGAGAAAAAAGAAAGUGUGGGGACAUGGAAAGCUAAGGUAUAUGAGAUGCAAAAUGUGGUUCUAACUGUGAAAUCCAAAGCUCUUCCUGGAGCUCCACCUGAUCCUAAGUCAUCUCCCGAAGAAAGUACAAAGGAAAAUGAAAAAUUUGAAGACACUUUAACAGAUGAUGACAGGAAGCAAUUAGAAGUUGCUAUGAAUGCAUCAGAUGAAAAUAGUCAUACUCACAAAAGUAAUGUAAAGAAAGAAAAGAAAGGAAGGUCUAGUGGACACAGAGAAAAAGGGCACCAUAAGGGAAAAAACAACAAUUCUGCUAACAGUAGGAGCCAGGUAAAUGCAAGUGAUGACACUGAGUAUAAGAAAGGGAUGAUGCCUGUUCUUUGGCUUUCCCAUGACUUUCCCCUAAAAAUUGAAGAAUUGCUACCAAUGCUUGAUAUUCUUGCCGAGAAAGUUAAAGCAAUCAAACGUUUAAGAGAACUCCUUACAACAACACUUCCAAAGGAAACCUUUCCAGUCAAGGUUGCCAUCCCUGUGGUGUCCACAGUUAGAGUAUUAGUAACUUUUACAAGGUUUGAAGAAUUACAACAAGUAGAUGAGUUUGAAUCAGCCCCAUCAAGCCCUACUAGUGCUGACCUAGAGAAUUCAAAUAUAGAACAAUCCUCAUCAACAUCGUCAUGGUAUCAGUGGAUGAAGACUCCCUCUAGAUCUGGUUCUUCUGCUGUGGAAUCUAGCAGUAGGACAAAUGAAAACCAAGAUCUAUUUGCUAUUCCCUCAGGUUAUACAUGGCUAACCUAUAGAGAAAUGGUGAAGAAACAACAAGAAAAGAACAAGAAAAAGCCACGGAAGUCAUAA
Abrus precatorius (Indian licorice) is the source of this 1698-nucleotide messenger RNA. Its product is annotated as ankyrin repeat domain-containing protein 13B-like. The record is from RefSeq and is a predicted model, not a curated record. Gene Ontology annotation, molecular function: protein binding. NCBI's taxonomy places the organism in Eukaryota, Viridiplantae, Streptophyta, Magnoliopsida, Fabales, Fabaceae. The transcript is spliced from 2 exons. Gene Ontology annotation, cellular component: cytoplasm. The coding region runs from base 1 to 1698 and encodes 565 amino acids.